CUUAGUUAUGACUUCAAUGUUUAUAAAUCUAUAGUUGAACAAUGUUAACAAUACAACUUUGUUUGCAGGAUGGCCUCAAAUGGAGAGAUCACAGAGGGGCCAUUGCCAAAUUGGCUUGAACUUCCUACUGAAGUGACUGCAAAGAUACUGUACAAGCUUGGUGCCUUUGAUAUUCUAACCAGUGCACGUCUAGUGUGCCCUUUAUGGUGGAAAACUUGCAAGGACCCUCUCAUGUGGCGCACCAUCGACUUGACCAACCAACCCCCUAGCUACCCGCACACUGCAAUGCUGAAGCUUUGUCGCUAUGCGAUUGAACAAAGUUGCGGUCAUUUGGAAGAUAUCAGUAUUGAUUUCUUUUGCACUGAUGAAGUCCUCAAAUACAUUGCUGAUAGCGGAAGCCACCUACGAAGGAUGGGGCUUUUGAUGAAAUCCUGGGGAAUUUCAGAUGUAGGAAUGAUUGAGCUUGUAAAGAAGCUUCCGCUGUUGGAAGAGUUUGAGAUUUCAUUCAAUUGUCUACCUAAGAAUAUUUUGGAACUUAUUGGUCAAUCUUGCCCAUUUUUGAAAGUGAUUAAAUUUACACUAUUUAUUGGGUUUCCUAAAGGCUUUGAGUGUAAUGAUGAUGCGUUCGUUAUCGCAAAAACUAUGCCUGAGCUACGUCAUCUUCAACUUAUUGCGAAUAGGCUCACUAAUGAUGGCUUGCUUGCCAUUCUUGACGGAUGUCGUCAUCUUGAAUCUCUUGAUCUGCGUGGUUGUUCCAAUGUUGAUUUGAGCGGGAGUUUGGGGGAAAGAUGCUGUAAGCAAAUCAAAUAUUUAUAUUUGCCAGAAGAUGUAAGUGAAUUUUCCUACUACUUUGAAGAUGAAGAAGAUGAUGGUGAUUAUGAUGAUUGUUAUUAUGAUCAAGAAUGUGACUGGGGAAAGGAAGGGGCAUAUCAUAAUUGUGUUGUAGCUCACAGUUAUGGUGAUUGUAUUCAAUGAUCCUAUGUUCUUGGACAUGUUGAUCACCUGGUACAGUUCUAAAUGAUUUAUUUUUUGUUAGAAGAGGCUCAAUGGUUCUUCUAAAUGCCAUGUUCCUCUAAUUCUCAUGUAGUAUCCUGGAAUUUAGACUAGUACUUUAUACUCAUGAGGGGUUCAUAUACUUUAUCAAGAUGGCUUCAGUGUUUUGUUUCUGAAUCUCUUUUUGGUUGCUGUUAGU
Messenger RNA from Lotus japonicus, 1192 nucleotides. RefSeq names its product putative F-box/LRR-repeat protein 23. NCBI's taxonomy places the organism in Eukaryota, Viridiplantae, Streptophyta, Magnoliopsida, Fabales, Fabaceae. Gene Ontology annotation, molecular function: protein binding. The record is from RefSeq and is a predicted model, not a curated record. The transcript has 2 exons. Bases 70 to 975 code for a protein of 301 amino acids.